Molecule: messenger RNA, 2888 nt
Organism: Rhinopithecus roxellana (golden snub-nosed monkey)
Lineage: Eukaryota; Metazoa; Chordata; Mammalia; Primates; Cercopithecidae
Gene: TRIM55
Product: tripartite motif containing 55
Exons: 11
Coding region: 261-1877 (538 amino acids)
Molecular function (GO): zinc ion binding
Source: RefSeq, a predicted model, not a curated record
GUUGACUCCUGCUUGUCACCUGUCAGGAUCCAUCCUCCUGUCACUGGCUUAUAUGGACAAGUCAGCCCACAUCACGUGACUGCAGGUUGCUAAAAACAGCUCCGGCACCCACUCCAAACCAGGGCCUGAAACAAUGUCCUCCACCGAGAGAAACGUAAAGGACACUUGAUCACACAAUCCCUGGAAUAAUAUCCAGGAAACACUUGCUGGAGCCACUUGCAGCACCCUUCCCUGGCAGCACACUUGGGGACGGCGAGGAGAUGAGCGCAUCUCUGAAUUACAAGUCUUUUUCCAAAGAGCAGCAGACCAUGGAUAACUUAGAGAAGCAACUCAUCUGUCCCAUCUGCUUAGAGAUGUUCACGAAACCUGUGGUCAUUCUUCCCUGUCAGCACAACCUGUGUAGGAAAUGUGCCAGUGAUAUUUUCCAGGCCUCUAACCCGUAUUUGCCCACAAGAGGAGGCACCACCAUGGCAUCAGGGGGCCGAUUCCGCUGCCCAUCCUGUAGACAUGAAGUGGUUUUGGAUAGACAUGGGGUAUAUGGACUUCAGAGGAACCUGCUGGUGGAAAAUAUCAUUGACAUCUACAAGCAGGAGUCCACCAGGCCAGAAAAGAAGUCCGACCAGCCCAUGUGCGAGGAGCAUGAAGAGGAGCGCAUCAACAUCUACUGUCUGAACUGCGAAGUGCCCACCUGCUCUCUGUGCAAGGUGUUUGGUGCACACAAGGACUGCCAGGUGGCUCCCCUCACUCAUGUGUUCCAGAGACAGAAGUCUGAGCUCAGCGAUGGCAUCGCCAUCCUCGUGGGCAGCAACGAUCGAGUCCAGGGAGUGAUCAGCCAGCUGGAAGACACCUGCAAAACUAUCGAGGAAUGUUGCAGAAAACAGAAACAGGAGCUUUGUGAGAAGUUUGAUUACCUGUACGGCAUUUUGGAGGAGAGGAAGAAUGAAAUGACCCAAGUCAUUACCCGAACCCAAGGGGAGAAACUGGAACACGUCCGUGCUCUGAUCAAAAAGUAUUCUGAUCAUUUGGAGAACGUCUCAAAGUUGGUUGAGUCAGGAAUUCAGUUUAUGGAUGAGCCAGAAAUGGCAGUGUUUCUGCAGAAUGCCAAAACCUUGCUACACAAAAUCUCCGAAGCAUCAAAGGCAUUUCAGAUGGAGAAAGUAGAACAUGGCUAUGAGAACAUGAACCACUUCACAGUCAACCUCAAUAGGGAAGAAAAGAUAAUACGUGAAAUUGACUUUUACAGAGAAGAUGAAGAUGAAGAAGAAGAAGAAGGUGGAGAAGGAGAAAGAGAAGGAGUAGGAGAAGUGGGAGGAGAAGCAGAAGUGGAAGAGGUAGAAAUUGUUCAAGCAGAGUUUCCAGAAGAUGAAAGCCCAGAAAAAGCUUCAGAGUUCUCUCAGGUGGAGCUGCAGGCUGCCCCUGGGGCACUUCCAGUUUCCUCUCCAGAGCCACCUCCAGCCCUGCCACCUGCUGCGGAUGCCCCUGUGACACAGGGGGAGGUUGUGCCCACUGGCUCUGAGCAGACCACAGAGUCUGAAACUCCAGUCCCUGCAGCAGCGGAAACCGCGGAUCCCUUGUUUUACCCUAGUUGGUAUAAAGGCCAAACCCGGAAAGCCACCACCAACCCACCUUGCAACCCAGGGAGCGAAGGUCUGGGGCAAAUAGGGCCUCCAGGUUCUGAGGAUUCGAAUGUGCAGAAGGCAGAAGUGGCAGCAGCCGCAACGAGUGAGAGGGCAGCUGUGAGUGGUAAGGAAACUAGUGCACCUGCAGCUACUUCUCAGGAGUUAGUAAUCUGCCUAGCGCUUUUGGCUUUUCUUAUACUUCACUACAUCUGGAGUCAGAUUCAGUGCUUGAUUUUUACUUUAAUGGAUUGGAUUUGAGGCUCCUCCCCUCCAGGGACAGGCUGCAGCUCCAGCGAGUGGCAGUGGAGCUGAUUCUGAGCCAGCUCGCCAUAUCUUCUCCUUUUCCUGGUUGAACUCCCUAAAUGAAUGAUAUUCAUUCCAACUGCUGCCCCUCUGUCUGCCUGGCUGAGAUGCAUGUGGGCAGCAGGAAGCCCAAGUGAAAUUAAUAUUAUGCAAAUGAUGAAAGGGACCUCUGAACAGGAUUUCUGCAAAAAUAACCCAAAACUGUAAUUCCAGAUGACUUAUCUAACAUAUUCGGGGGAGAGAAUAUUUUGAGAAAAUAGUUGCAGAAAGCACUGGAAAUAAUAAACUUGAUCUUACGCAAAUCUUUUAUUGUGUGGGAAACAUUGUGAAGGGUGUGUAGGUGUGGUACAUGUGUAUGUCAGUAACAAGUGGCAAAUGGUGAAAAAAGUGGUCACUAUGCUCUUGUCUUUCAUAGGCACUGGCUUUUUGUUAUUAUAUUAUAGUAGUUCUCAUUUCCUUUACUCUUUAACAGUGCAAGUGGUCAGUGAAAAUCAGUGUCAACUCAGAAGUGACUGAUUUAUCAAUACAUGGACAAAAAGUAAAUCAUUGACCAAAGCUAUGAAAUGUUUCACAAAGUUUUCCUCUUUUGCAUAACAGAUAUCACUGGAUGUACAUUCAGAAAUGUUCUUUGAAUUUGGUGACACUUUCAUGGUCCAGAAAGCUGAAGGCCUGGGCAUCUCUUGUGACAUUUUUCUAAUAUUAGUUUUAGAUUUUCAUAUAUUAGGCACUUAAAAAAGAUCUUCCAGCAAGAGCUGUCUACUUUCUCUUGUAUUCACUGUGGCACCAAUCUGGUAAAUUGUAGAACAAUUGCAUGUAUUUAAAUAUAUAUACAAACAUAUCACACAUUAAAUAUAUAUAUAUAUUUAAAUCAUGCUUUGUUAAUAUUUGUCCCACCAUAAUGCCUCCUUCAGAACGUAAGUGUAACUUUACUCUAUAUGAACUCUUAAAUAAAUGAUGUUUUUAAAA